This is a messenger RNA of Acaulospora morrowiae, 807 nucleotides long. The record is from the annotation of a GenBank genome assembly. NCBI's taxonomy places the organism in Eukaryota, Fungi, Glomeromycota, Glomeromycetes, Diversisporales, Acaulosporaceae.
AUGUCUUUUGAUGAUGACCUUGCAUCUGCCUUGUCAAUUUCAAAAUUACCACCGGCCUUCUUAGAAUUUCUUCAGGCCAAUGAAAUUGAUCCUCAAAUAUACACAAUUCGUGACUUACCGCGAUAUAUUCGGCUGAAUACACAACAUUCACGAUUACCAACACGUGAGGAACUAGAAGAACAACUUGGGACAAAAUUAUGGAGCGUUGAUGGUAUCGAUGGGUUUUAUGGGUUGAAUGGAAGGAGUAGAAUUGUCGAUUGCAUAGCUUACAAAGAAGGAAAGAUAUUUGGAAUUGACUUAAGCUCGGGAAUAGCAGUUUGCGCACUUGACAUACAACCAGAUGAUCAUAUAUUGGAUCUAUGUUGUGCCCCGGGGGCUAAACUAUGCAUGGCAUCGAAUAUAUUGGGCGUUAGUGGUUGCGGCACGAUUACCGGGGUAGACAUUUCACGUGAACGCAUAUCCACAUGUCGCAGUUUAAUAAAGAAAUAUAAGAUAGGUCGUGCCAGGCUAUUCAUCGCGGAUGGCACUUCUUUUAGUGUCCUUGCUCCAUCCUUUUUGGAUCCGAUCCGGCGAAUGAAUGGUGAAAAUUGCGUUGCAGAAGUUACUUCUAAAUCACGUGACGGGAAGUUUAAAGUCCAGGAAAAUGGGGAACUUCAACAAGACCCACUUCAACCAUUUUGGGCACCAAAAACAUUAAGAAAUGACCCACAGAUAAGGUCACCUGAAUUUUUGUACGAUAAGGUUAUUGUCGAUGCAGAAUGCACGCACGAUGGGUCAAUCUCACAUAUUCUUAAGGCAAGUAAUUAG